This is a messenger RNA of Jaculus jaculus (lesser Egyptian jerboa), 2474 nucleotides long. It is a transcript of the gene Adpgk, whose product is annotated as ADP dependent glucokinase. Lineage: Eukaryota; Metazoa; Chordata; Mammalia; Rodentia; Dipodidae. Gene Ontology annotation, cellular component: endoplasmic reticulum. Gene Ontology annotation, biological process: glucose metabolic process. Gene Ontology annotation, molecular function: ADP-specific glucokinase activity. The coding region runs from base 16 to 1509 and encodes 497 amino acids. The record is from RefSeq and is a predicted model, not a curated record. The transcript has 7 exons.
GUCGGUUCCCCCCCCAUGGCGCUGUGGCGCGGCUCGGCGUGCGCCGGCUUGCUGGCGCUGGCGGUGGGCUGCGUGUUCCUGCUGGAGCCGGAGCUCCCGGGCUCGGCGCUGCGCUCGCUCUGGAGCUCGCUGCGGCUGGGGCCCGCGCCCGUACCGCCGGGACCUCUCUCCCCCGAGGGCCGGUUGGCGGCCGCCUGGGACGCGCUGAUCGUGCAGCCCGCCCGGCGCUGGCGCCGCGUGGCCGUGGGAGUGAACGCGUGUGUCGACGUGGUGCUGUCGGGUGUGAAGCUCUUGCAGGCUCUUGGCCUGAGUCCUGGGACUGGAAGAGAUCAUGCCAUUCUGCAUUCAAGAAGUGACCUGGAGGAAACCUUCAUUCACUUCAUGGGGAAGGGAGCAGCUGCUGAGCGCUUCUUCAGCGACAAGGAAGCCUUUCAUGACAUUGCCCAGGUGGCGUCAGAGUUCCCAGGAGCCCAGCACUAUGUAGGAGGAAAUGCAGCUUUAAUUGGGCAAAAAUUUGCAGCCAACUCAGAUUUAAAGGUUCUUCUCUGCGGUCCAAUUGGUCCAAAGCUACAUGAACUUCUGGAUGACAAUGUAUUUGUUCCACCAGAGUCACUGCAGGAAGCCGAUGAGUUCCACCUCAUCCUGGAGUACCAAGCAGGGGAGGAGUGGGGCCCGUUUAAAGCUCCCCAUGCCAACCGGUUCAUCUUCUCUCACGACCUCUCCAACGGGGCCAUGAAUAUGCUGGAGGUGUUUGUGUCUAGCCUGGAGGAGUUCCAGCCUGACCUGGUGGUCCUCUCUGGAUUGCACAUGAUGGAGGGACAAAGCAAGGAGCUCCAGAGGAAGAGACUCUUGGAGGUUGUGACCUCCAUUUCUGACAUCCCCACUGGUAUUCCAGUUCACCUAGAGCUGGCCAGUAUGACUAACAGGGAGCUCAUGAGCAGCAUUGUGCAUCAGCAGGUCUUUCCUGCAGUGACUUCCCUUGGGCUGAAUGAGCAGGAGCUGCUGUUUCUCAGCCAGUCAGCAUCGGGACCUCAUGCUUCUCUCUCCUCCUGGAAUGGCGUUCCUGACGUGGGCAUGGUCAGUGACAUUCUCUUCUGGAUCUUGAAAGAACAUGGGAGGAGUAAAAGCAGAGCCUCGGACCUCACCAGGAUCCACUUCCACACACUGGUCUACCACAUCCUGGCAACUGUGGAUGGGCACUGGGCCAACCAGCUUGCAGCGGUAGCUGCAGGAGCUCGAGUGGCCGGGACACAAGCCUGUGCCACCGAAACCAUAGAUACCAGCCGGGUGUCCUUGCGGGCACCCCAAGAGUUCAUGACUUCUCAUUCAGAGGCAGGCUCCAGGAUUGUAUUCAACCCAAACAAGCCAGUGGUGGAAUGGCACAGGGAGGGGAUAUCCUUCCACUUCACACCAGUGUUGGUGUGCAAAGACCCAGUUCGAACUGUGGGCCUUGGCGAUGCCAUUUCAGCAGAAGGACUCUUCUAUUCAGAAGUGCACCCUGAUUAUUAGGGAAGGUUGGGGACUUCUUGUUUUUUUUUUUUUUUUUUUUGAGGAAGAACUAGCCAACUCAAGAAUUUCAGGAAAAAGUUUGAAAAUAAGCUUGUGGGUGUCAGAACAGUUCCUAGAUCUAACUGGAAGACAGCCAAAGAAAUAACAGCAGAUCUAACUGUACAGAUACAUUCCCGCCUGCUGGCGAUUGCAUAAAAAUAUUUCAAGUUUUAAUUGAAAUUUAGUCAUCUACUAAUGAGACUGGAUCUUUUUUUUUUUAAUGUUGUUACAGGGUUUAAAAACUGUAAUUCCCAAAUCCCCAAUUUAUGCAACACCAUGAAACAUUUUAAGCCAAACUUUGCCCUGAAGAGCUUGUCUAGCCACUCACCUACAAGUAUGGGCGGUCGUAAGUCUGAUGUCAGGUUCUUGUGUCUUAGCUCAGCCCUCACAGACAGAAUCGGGGUGCCCGUUCAGUGUUACGGUGACAGUAUUCGGUGAGCACACCUUCUCAGCCGCCUCCUCGCACACUUAGGUCAGAGCCGCAAGUAAGGCCAGAACUGUGCUUCCUGUACCCAGUGAUUGCAGAGGCUGGACGUGCUUAGGGAGCCUAGGCUAGCUGCUCACCGGGUGCUUGUGUGGAUGCCUGGUGGCGUUGCGUGCUGAGGGACCCUGCCUUCCCACCUCAGCUCCUCUGAUUGUGGGCUGACUGGCUGAAGGCUGCUGUGGCCUGCGUUCAGCCUCUUUGCAACAGAAGACUGAUGCUUGUUUACUGUGAGCCUUGAAGGAACUUGCUUUUACAACUGGAACGUGCUUCUGUGUUUAUAACAGUUCAUAUGUGUUUUUGUUUCUUUGACACAUCUAUUGAGCAGUUUGACCUCAUCACAGCCCAGGAUCAUGAAUGAAUUCAUCAUUAUAUAUUUAUUUUUUUAUAAACUAAGACUUCUGUGUGCUUUUAAAAAUAUUAAAAACAAUUUACAUUUCAGGGA